Molecule: messenger RNA, 939 nt
Organism: Manis javanica (Malayan pangolin)
Lineage: Eukaryota; Metazoa; Chordata; Mammalia; Pholidota; Manidae
Source: RefSeq, a predicted model, not a curated record
AUGAGUGCCUAUCCGAUGCUCUGUCUACAGUGCCAGACUCUGCAGGCGUCUGUGGUUGAUGCCGAGAAGCGUGGGGAGCUGGCACUCAAAGAUGCCAAUAGCAAGCUUACAGAGCUGGAGACUGCCCUGCAGAAGGCCAAGGAGGAGCUGGCCAAGAUGCUGCGCGACUACCAGGAUCUUAUGAGUGUGAAGCUGGCCCUGGAUGUAGAGAUCGCCACCUACCGCAAGCUGCUGGAGGGCGAGGAGAGCCGAAUGUCUGGAGAAUGCCAGAGUACCCUGACCAUCUCCGUGGUUGGCGGUGGCGUUAGUGCUGGAGGCAUUGGUGGAGGAUUGGGAAACUGCUCCGGGUUUGGCCUGGGCAGCAGCUUUGGCAUCGGCUCUGGAAGUGGCUUUGCACUUGGCAGUGGUGUCAGCGGAAUUUCCACCAGCAAGACUGUCUCUACCACCAAGCGGUCACACCGAUAGAGGAGAUGGGGUCCCUGCAGCCCCUGAGCCCAGCUGGGCUUAACCUGGUGUCCCUGUGCUUCCUUCACCCCCACCUCUACCUGCCCUCACUGGGGUUUAUCUUACCAGUGUCACCUCAGUGCCAGGGCAUGGAUUCUGCCCUCUCAGAGUUUGGUAGCUUCUUCUAGACUUGGGCCUGGUGAUCCACCUGGAAUGGGAGGGGUGUCAGCUGACUCUUCACCUCCCAUGCACAGAGGAGAAUACAACCUGGAGCUUCCUCUCCAGAAUUAUCAGGGACACAUGUCCCCUUCCAGCCCAAUGCCAUCUCCCAGAUCCCUGAUAUCCCUUUACAUCAGGACCAAACUCCUCCAUUGCUUGGCAGCAACUGGCCCUGCAAGGGCGGGGCAAGAACUGCUGUGUCCCAGCCAACUCCUCUCCUCCUCUCUAUCCACCUUCAGGUGAAUCUUUAAUAAAACGCUUUUGUCAUUCCUUUGA